AUGGUCAGUAGGGUGCUCGACUUUCAGUGCGCCGUCAUCACCGGCGGUGCCGGCGGUCUCGGCUUUGCAAUGGCCGAAUACUUUCUCUCACUCAACAAGAAGGUCAUCCUCGUAGGCCGCACAGAGUCCAAGCUCGUCGAGGCGUCCAAGAAGCUUUCGGACGCUCCCUACUAUGUGCUCGACACGGGCAACGUCGAGGAUAUUCCCGCCUUCGCCAAAAAGGUGCUGGCCGAGCACUCCGAGGUGGACUGCCUCAUCAACAAUGCCGGCGUGCAGCGCCCGCUCGAUGUGCAGAACCUCGAGCUCGACAAGGUGGACAACGAGAUCAACAUCAACAUCCGCGGGCCGGUUCAUCUCGCCACGGCGUUCCUCGACCAUCUCAAGUCGAAGCCGCUCGGCGUGAUCGCCAACGUCAGCUCCGUGCUUGGAUUCGUGCCGUACUCGAUCAUCAACCCCAUCUAUAACGGCACCAAAUCGUUCGUGCACUUCUGGUCCGAGACGCAGCGCGUGCAGCUCAAGAACACCAGCGUCAGGAUCGUCGAGAUCGUGCCGCCGAGCGUAGGCACCGAUCUGCACAGGGAGCGCGAGAACCCCGACGACAACAAGAAGCACCUCGGCGCAACCAGCUCGCUCACGGUCGAGGAGUUCAUGGAGGACCUUGUGCGCGGGCUUGAGGCCGAUCAGGACGUCAUCAGCGCUGGAUCCGGCAUCCCGCUCGUCCAGAAGUGGGACGACGCCUUCCGCGAGCAGUUCAACACCGCCGCGGCCAAGUACCAGCGAAAGUGA
This is a messenger RNA of Moesziomyces antarcticus, 786 nucleotides long. RefSeq names its product short-chain dehydrogenase. The transcript has a single exon. Gene Ontology annotation, cellular component: membrane. Bases 1 to 786 code for a protein of 261 amino acids. Gene Ontology annotation, molecular function: oxidoreductase activity. NCBI's taxonomy places the organism in Eukaryota, Fungi, Basidiomycota, Ustilaginomycetes, Ustilaginales, Ustilaginaceae. The record is from RefSeq and is a predicted model, not a curated record.